Drosophila biarmipes is the source of this 556-nucleotide messenger RNA. RefSeq lists its product as uncharacterized. Lineage: Eukaryota; Metazoa; Arthropoda; Insecta; Diptera; Drosophilidae. Bases 141 to 434 code for a protein of 97 amino acids. The record is from RefSeq and is a predicted model, not a curated record. The transcript is spliced from 2 exons.
UAAUUCCCGUUAGGCAUUUUCCUUCAAAAAUUUUCAGCCUCAAAUCCGAAAAAAUUCUCGCAUUCGGAUAUGCGCUUUUCAAAAUUAUCAGUAUCUUAAUACUCCACCAACUAAAUUGAGAGUAAAACAUAUAUUGUAAAAUGAAUAAGCAGACCAAGGAAUGGUCCCGAGCUCGGCUUUGCAAGCCCAAGGACAAUCUUACCACCGAGGCUGGAAAGAGGGAGCGCUUUGUGCCAUCCUGUGAACUUGAGUACUCUCCGGUAUCGAUGUCCCAUUUGAUUGGCUGGGAAUACGCCCGGAUUUGGCUACGCGAUCGCGACAAGUUUAUCCAGCAACGUGAACGCGCAGUCAAAGCGAAGUAUAUCAAGAACGACUUCGAGUGGUGGUUAAAGUUGCGCAAAACAUCCAAAAAGUUCUGCAAAGUCGGAGCAUAAAUCCGGGGAAAAUUUAUAGAUGCUAUGGGAUCUGGCACACUUAAAUUCUAUAUAAUACUAUAUUCAAGUCUGACUGAAAAAUGACAUGACAUGAUUACCAAUAAAAGCCAAUUACAAGGUAA